CUGAGAGGUUGAGCUGUGCGGUGCUUUACAUUCCAACAACAACAACAAUGAAGCUUCUUGUGUUAGUUGUUGUCUUGUGUGUUGCUCCCAUUUACGCCAAUAAUGUUGGCUCUUUUUCACAACUUUUGAAGAAGAAAACGCACACUAACAACUGGGCAGUCUUGGUUGACACUUCUCGCUUCUGGUUCAACUAUCGCCAUGUUGCUAAUGUGCUCUCUAUGUAUCGCUCCGUCAAAAGGCUUGGCAUUCCUGAUAGUCAGAUCAUCUUGAUGGUAGCUGAUGAUAUGGCAUGUAAUCCACGUAACCCUCGUCCUGCAACUGUUUUCAACAAUGCUCAUCAACACAUAAAUGUGUACGGAGAAGAUGUGGAAGUAGAUUAUAGGGGAUAUGAGGUUACUGUAGAGAACUUUGUAAGAUUACUAACUGGUCGGCUGACUCCAAGCACUCCUAGAUCUAAGCGAUUAUUAACUGACGACGGCUCCAAUAUACUGAUAUACAUGACGGGCCAUGGUGGAGACGGCUUCCUCAAGUUUCAAGAUUCAGAAGAAAUCACCAAUGUUGAGCUUGCUGAUGCAUUUGAACAAAUGUGGCAGAAAAAGAGGUAUAACGAGAUCCUCUUUAUCAUCGACACGUGUCAAGCAGCGUCUAUGUACGAGCAUUUCUACUCUCCUAACAUCCUGGCCAUCGCUUCUAGUUUAGUUGGAGAAGACUCACUUUCUCAUCACGUGGAUCCAGCAAUUGGAGUUUAUAUAAUUGAUCGCUUCACCUACUAUGCUCUGGAGUUUCUGGAGAGGGUCACACCCAAUAGUGACAGGACUCUUGCACAAUUUCUUCAGGUGUGUCCUAAGCGUGUUUGUAUAUCUACUGUGGGUGUCCGACAGGAUCUCUACAAGCGAGACCCUAAUAACGUCUUGGUCACCGAGUUCUUUGGCUCUGUCCGAAACGUAGAACUUACAGACCACAUCCUUGAUCUUCCCAAGUGUGGUGGGCGGGGUAAAGUUGGAUUAAAUAAUUCAAGCAGUGGGACCAUUUUAAAGAAGAUCUCCAGCCCUGAAAAGUAUAUGUAUGCUGACCAGCUUCCCAUUCACCGAGCAUCAUGAAGAUAGUGAAUGUGGCAUCAGUGUAAUAAACUUAGGUAAUGUAAUACAGGCAGAUCCAUGCUUAAUGAAGGAAAUGAAUUACCUCCAAAAAUUAUUUUUCAAAAAGCAAGAUAUAUUGCACCUUAAGUUUUAUUUUAAAAAGUGAGAUGGACUCAAUUAAAAUUUUGAUAUGAAACCCAAGAAAAUAAUAUAACUGAGAAAAAUAAUGUUGCAUCUCAUUUACUGCCUGGCUCAGGCGAUGUGGUCCUGACAGACACUGAAAACCUGUAUGGCGGGACUAACAGUAUAUGGGGAAAAACAGGUACAGUGAUACCUCAAGAACGAACUUAAUUUGUUCCAGAAGGCUGUUCGAGUGCAGAUACCGAACGAAUUUGUUCCCAUAAGGAAUAAUGUAAAUUAGAUUAGUCUAUUUCAGACCCCCAAAAAUACACUUACAUAAUUGUUCGGUUGGGAGCUGUUCGAAACUCAACGUACCGCUGUACAUAUACUUUCUCAGUCUUUUUACACCACUAUGAAAGAAAAAGGUAAUAUUCUGUAAAUUAAAAAGUCUUGUGUUUUACAUUAGUGAUUUUUUUUAAUUAUAAGCUGCUGCAAUGCAGCUUUCCCCUCACUAGUACAGUGGACCCCCGCAUAACGAUCACCUCCGAAUGCGACCAAUUAUGUAAGUGUAUUUAUGUAAGUGCGUUUGUACGUGUAUGUUUGGGGGUCUAAAAUGGACUAAUCUACUUCACAAUAUUCCUUAUGGGAACAAAUUCGGUCAGUACUGGCACCUGAACAUACU
This is a messenger RNA of Cherax quadricarinatus, 1881 nucleotides long. RefSeq names its product putative GPI-anchor transamidase. Gene Ontology annotation, molecular function: GPI-anchor transamidase activity. Gene Ontology annotation, cellular component: GPI-anchor transamidase complex. Gene Ontology annotation, biological process: proteolysis; attachment of GPI anchor to protein. The record is from RefSeq and is a predicted model, not a curated record. NCBI's taxonomy places the organism in Eukaryota, Metazoa, Arthropoda, Malacostraca, Decapoda, Parastacidae.